UCACGAAGACGUUGUUCCCGAAAUCAAAGCCGAUGAAGAAUAAAGCUGAUGAAGGCUUUUCUUCGGAUGAGGAUGGACUGGAGAAGAGUGCGAGGGUCCAGAAGGUCUCGAUUGUCACCAAGAAGACUCCAGAGCACAUCUACAGGACCGAGAAGAUCGACAAAGAUGGGGUGAGAGGGACCUUCAUCACCAUCAUCCCGAAUAACAGCACUGAUGAGAUGCCGGAUUCCGUGAGCAUGGAGGAUCCAAUCCACGACAUGGACAUCCAGCGGAUGGAUCCUGAGAUUCUUCAGGACGAACGAAUAUCAGAACACUUCCUAGCGAGCUUAUUGAUGCAUGCACCACCACCCGAGUCAGACUGGAGCGAGGGAAGUGGAGAAAUCGAGGAGAACGAGAGUAAUUCCGAUAUCGAGAAGUCUGAAGUAACUUAUAUUAAGGAGCCGGAUCAGCGAUUGUACUCUUACGUCGAGGAUAUCGAGUAGAAAGUUAUCUCUUAGAAGUUCUAAUCAUUGUUUCCCUUUUUAAAUAUCUUUUGUAUAUAAUGUA
Molecule: messenger RNA, 546 nt
Organism: Fopius arisanus
Lineage: Eukaryota; Metazoa; Arthropoda; Insecta; Hymenoptera; Braconidae
Exons: 2
Coding region: 33-482 (149 amino acids)
Source: RefSeq, a predicted model, not a curated record